ACAGCCCUGCUGCAGCCGGAGGUCACAGUGAGUGUGAAGGUUGAGGGAGUGCCCUCAGAAGAGAUGCAGCCCACUUCAGCAUUGCAGGACCCUGGUGAUUCCUGGCCAGAGCAGUUACAGGCCCAUUGUGUAGACUGGCCUCUGGAGCAGUCUGGAGAGAGGGAAGCCCUGGGGUCUCAGGACAAGCCACCUCAUGUCUCCAAAGAGGAGCCCCUGCCCCACCAGGAGUCAGGUGCUGGGACCCUGAGGAGAGUUGAGCAGGAGCCUCCUGGAGAAGAGCCUGUAAUCCUGGAGCUGCAGAGGACGUGUGCAGGGAACCUGGAGGAGAGGGGCCCCCUGACCCCUGAGCCAGGCCAAGUGCAGAAGGGGCAGGGCAGGCCUCCAAAGCAGGCAGAGAACUUGGAGCUCCAGGAAGUGUUUGAGGAUGUGGCUGUGUAUUUCACACGGAAGGAGUGGGAGCUGCUGGAAGACAAAGACAAGGUGCUUUACCGGGACCAGAUGCUGAGGAAUUUCCAAGCCCUCGUUUCUCUGGGAUAUCAAGGUCCCACACCUGACUUAAUCUGCAGCAUCCAACAAGGACAGGUGGAGCUCUGGGUCUGUGAUGAUGAGGACUGUAGAUUGGAGGACCUUUUGCCAGGAGGUGCCUGGCUGCUGAGCAGAGCUGAGGAGCAGACUCCCGCAGACCUUGAGCCACCACAGACUUCCACAGGAAGUUUGGGUGAAAUGGACUUCCUGAGACCUGAGGAGGAUCAAUGGCACAAGAGUCAGGGGAGGCCCCAAAAACUGAAGGAGUAUGUAGCAGUGAACCAGGUACCAUCUCCAAUUGGGCAUGAGAGUGGAGAAGGGACAGAACCCAGAAAGAUCCGUAGGUGCAAGGAAGAAUUUGUGGAGCUCAGAGCCCUUAAGAGCCACUGGAAAGAGGUACUACAUCUAAGCCAAGGAAGUGAGGAGGGCCUCAGAGGGAAGCAGGAGCUCACUACCAAGUACAGGGGUAGAGUUGAGGAGAAGCCACGUCAGUGCUCAGAGUGUGGGAAGAGCUUCACUCGCUCCUCCACCAUGGCCCAGCACCAGCGUCUCCACAUGGGGCAAAAGCCGCAUCAGUGUUUGGAGUGUGGAAAAAGCUUCACUCAGUCCUCCAGUCUGGCUCAGCACCAGCUUCUCCACACGGGGGAGAAGCCACAUCAGUGUUCAGAGUGUGGGAAGAGCUUUGCUCAGUCCUCCAACCUGACUGAACACCAGCGUAUCCACACAGGGGAGAAGCCAUAUCAGUGUUCAGAAUGUGGGAAGAGCUUCACUCACUCCUCUAGCCUGACUCAGCACCAGCGUAUCCACACAGGGGAGAAGCCAUAUCAGUGUUCAGAAUGUGGGAAGAGCUUCACCCCUUCCUCUAGCCUGGCUCAGCACCAGCGUAUUCACACAGGGGAUAAGCCACAUCACUGUUCGGAGUGUGGGAAGAGCUUCACUUGCUCCUCCAGCCUGGCUCGACACCAGCAUCUCCACACGGGGGAGAAGCCGCAUCAAUGUUUGGAGUGUGGGAAGAACUUUACUCACUCCUCCAGCCUGGCUCAACACCAGCGUCUCCACACAGGGGAGAAUCCACAUCAGUGCUCAGAGUGUGGGAAGAGCUUCACUCGAUCCUCCAGCCUGGCUGAGCACCAGCAUCUCCACACAGGGGAGAAGCCACAUCAGUGCUUGGAGUGUGGGAAGAGCUUCACUCACUCCUCUGGCCUGGCUCACCACCAGCGUCUCCACACAGGGGAGAAGCCACAUCAGUGCUUGGAGUGUGGGAAGAGCUUCACUCACUCCUCCAGCCUGACUCGCCACCAGCAUAUCCACACGGGGGAGAAGCCAUGUGAGUGUUCGGAGUGUGGGAAGAGCUUCACUUGCUCUUCCAGCCUGACUCGGCACCAGUGUAUCCACACAGGGGAGAAGCCAUAUCAGUGUUCGGAGUGUGGGAAGAGCUUCACUCGCUCCUGCAGUCUGGCUCGGCACCAGCAUAUCCACAUGGGGGAGAAGCCUCAUCAGUGCUCAGAGUGUGGAAAGAGCUUCACCUGCUCCUCUCUGGCCCAGCACCAGCUCAUCCACAUGUCAGAGAAGCCACAUCAGUGCUUAUAGUGUGGGAAGUGCUUCCCCAACUCCUCCAAACUGGCUUAGCAAAAAUGCAUCCAUAUCCAGGACCAUCCAUAAUUUUGCCAGCGAUGAAGGAAGGGUUCAGGGACAUUUACCUGCUCAGCACCUACCAGUGGCUGCAUC
Alligator sinensis (Chinese alligator) is the source of this 2253-nucleotide messenger RNA. RefSeq names its product zinc finger protein 883-like. Gene Ontology annotation, biological process: regulation of transcription by RNA polymerase II. The transcript is spliced from 6 exons. The coding region runs from base 64 to 2115 and encodes 683 amino acids. Gene Ontology annotation, molecular function: RNA polymerase II cis-regulatory region sequence-specific DNA binding; DNA-binding transcription factor activity, RNA polymerase II-specific. NCBI's taxonomy places the organism in Eukaryota, Metazoa, Chordata, Crocodylia, Alligatoridae. The record is from RefSeq and is a predicted model, not a curated record.